AUGUCAUGUUUUAAUCAAUUAAACCAGAAAUAAUUUUAUCGUUUCUAGCAUUCAAAUAGCAGGUAUUAUCUGUUCCUAAAUUAUUGUCAGCUGUAUAUCUUAUAAAGGGAGAAAGAGGACUUAUGCAAAUGACCAUCUGUAAUAUAUUCACUUCUAUAAGAGUGACUUUCACCAUUAGUAGUGCCAAUAAGAUAAAAACAUGAAAUAAAUUACUAACAACUUCCAUUAGAUAACCAAUCACAAGGUCAAUCCAUUCCAAUUAUACAAAAAAUUUGCAAGUUAUUAUUGCGCUAAUAAUACUAAAGUUCUCAUGGAUACAGGAUUAACAUCAGCAUAAAAAGUAUCUUAUUGUUAAUCAUAUCACAAUUAUAACAAAAGUAUUUACUGCACAUAUGAUUAUUUCAAUUCAGGAGUAGCUCCAGUUUGA
Paramecium sonneborni is the source of this 427-nucleotide messenger RNA. Lineage: Eukaryota; Ciliophora; Oligohymenophorea; Peniculida; Parameciidae. The record is from the annotation of a GenBank genome assembly.